UUCGGACAAAGUUCAUUCCUCCCUCUGCCGCAGCAUCUGCGGCGCAGCACCGACGUUACCUGCGCCGAAGGAGGUCGUCUCCAGCCGACGGAGCCGCGGAUGGGGGUUUGAACUCAAACGGAGGAGACUGGGAUUCUCUAAGACUCUAAGGUGCUGUGCUGCUGUGGCGCUCGAGGGGAGCUACUUUUUUUUUUUCUUUUCUUGGGGGGGGCAAAUGCCAUUGCGAUGCUGUGGAUGUGACUUCAACACGGCAGUUUCACAACGCUAGAGUCUGGUAAACCACAAUGAAAGACGACUUUGCUGAUGAAGAGGAGGUGCAGUCCUUUGGUUAUAAGAGGUUUGGAAUUCAGGAGGGAACAGAGUGCACCAAGUGUAAAAAUGACUGGGCACUGAGGGCAGCUAUUGCACUCCUCUACGUGCUCUGUGCCCUGCUCACCAUAGCAGUGGCUGUCCUCGGAUACAAAGUGGUCCAGAGAAUGGACAAUGUCACAGAGGGCAUGCAGAAUUAUGGAGGCAAGAUCAAUGCCGUGGAGAUAGAUUUAAAGAAACUCGAUGAUCAGGCAGGAGAGAAGUCAGUUAAUGCCACAAGUGAAAUCAAGACUUUCAAGUCAGAUCUGGAGGCAUUACAGAACCAACUGAAUGACAUUGCUCUCAGGGCAACCAGAAACAGGAACAUCCUAGAUGAGCUUCGGAUCACAGGAGAUGACAUGCAAAAUGGCCACGUGUCCCUGCAGAGUUUUCUGGAAGGCAACGCUGCCUCAUUGCGCGGGCUCAACCAGACCUUGUCCACCUACAGUGGCAUGAUUGACAACCUGCAGACAGACACUGCCCGGCUUCAGUCAGAGAUACAGGGCCAGGUCAAAGUGCAGAGCCAGACCCAGGUCAGUGUCAGUGCACUAAACAUCACCCAGUCACAGCAACGCAAUCUGCUGGGCACACUGCAGAAGACGGUUGAAGACGCAGGCCAGGCAGUGCAGAAACUGAAGAAUGAUUACCAGGGUCUGCAGCAGACAGCCAGACAGAACCGGGCUGACACAGAGUGGCUAAAGGAAAAGGUCCAGAAUCUCCGGGUUUUGGCAGCCAACAACUCAGCCCUUGCUCGGUCUAAUGGGGAAGCUCUUGAUGACUUGGGGGCUCAGCUCAGCACACUAGCCAGUCAGAUCCAGAAUGCCUCAGCCCAAAUUGAGGGACAUGACCAGAGCAUGCGUGAGCUGAUGGACCACCAGAGAGACCACGAUAAUGCCACCUCAUCCAAGUUUGAUGAGAUGGAAGCACGAUUAGACAGACAUGAGCAUGACAUGGACCGCGUGACUGGAAAUGUGAGCUUUGCCACGCAGCUCCUAGGUGCCAUCAGCUCCGACCUCAAUGGCCUGAGGUCCUGUGCCGAGACAGUGAUGCGGCAUUCAGACGUGUUACUGGGGCUGAAUGGUAGCGUGACAGAGGCCAAGGCAGAGAGCAGAGAGCUGCGCGCCCAGCAGGAUGAGAUGGCGGCCAGGUUGGACAGAGAGGUCAACAAUCUGUCUAUGGUGAUGGAGGAGAUGAAGGUGGUGGACAGCAAGCACUCUCAGCUCAUCACCAACUUCACCAUCCUGCAGGGUCCACCUGGUCCAAGGGGUCCCAGAGGUGACAAGGGUCCUCAGGGGCCAGUGGGCCAGACAGGACAAAAGGGUGAUAAAGGAGACAAAGGAAUGCCAGGAUUGGUGGGACCUAAAGGAGAGAAAGGUGCUGCUGGACCACAAGGUGCGACAGGUCCAAAGGGUGCACCUGGUGCUCGGGGUCUUCCAGGGGCUAAAGGAUCAAGAGGGGCUGGAGGUCGACCUGGAAACCCUGGUGAUAAAGGUGACCCUGGGGCUCCGGGGCUUCCUGGUAGGGAUGGACCGCCAGGGAUGCAAGGGCCACAAGGGCCACAGGGGCCCAGAGGGGCAGCAGGACUUGCAGGGUUGGAUGGGCCUCGGGGGCUUGUUGGACCCAUCGGCCCUCCCGGUCCUCCAGGGCUACCAGGGAUACCUGCACCUGCACCUCCUCUAAUUUUAAAGCCAUCUCAGCCAACUCAGGUCCCUGAACUCCCCAAACUACCUGAACCUCCCAAACCACCAGAGGAACCACAAAGCUCCGUGUCCUGGCAGGUCCAGCCCCCUGUUGCCACUACUCCAACACCUGGUUGCCCACCUAAAUUCAGAAAGUUUGGAGACAGCUGCUAUUACUUCUCCUCUGGUUCUCAGAGACUCAACUUUGAUGAGGCCAACCAGUUUUGUACUAAUGUGUCUUCUCAUAUGCUCAUUAUCAAUGACAAUGAGGAACAGCAAUUCGUGAGAAAUUCAAUUGCAGGAAAAGGUUAUUUCUGGCUCGGCCUCAAUGAUAGGGAGGAGGAAAAUGUCUGGAAGUGGGUGGAUGGCACCAUACCUGUUUUCAAGAAGUGGAAGCCUGGCCAGCCUGAUAACUGGACCCAUGGUCAUGAAGAUGGCGAGGACUGUGCUGGUCUUAUCCAUAAUGCCAACUGGAACGAUUUCUACUGCACUGACCGCAUCGGUUUCAUCUGUGAACGUGCCUCUGACUUGAUAGUUCCAGUUUUAUAGCAUCCAUCUAAGACAGUGUGAGCUGUCUUUGGGAGAAAGGUGAAGAAGCUGAAGUUGAAGUUGAAGAUGCAAGUAAAAUGAAGGACACGGGGAGGAGCUCUACAUGAAUAGAGGCCCCUGAUAAAGUCAGCCCAGUCGAGCAUCACUGAGACUUGGACUGAUCUUUUAUCAUAAAGGCACUUGGCAACACCGUAUGGUGCAGAAGACAGAACAAGCACAGAGCCAACCCACUAUGGUAUUGAUUUUAGUAUUUGUACUGAAGGAAACAUGAGAAUGCAGUCAUUUAUUUAGGCUAUACUAAGUCAUUGUUUGGUGCAGCCACUGUUGUACAGGUGUGUCUGUAAAUAAUAUUUCACAAAAGGUACAUUGUUGGUCGGGAUUGAAUUUCAUAUCGUUUUAUUUCUUGACUGCCUUCCCAAACUUUACACUCACAAAAAAAUCUAUAUCAGAGGAUUAUGUUUUUGAUAGAGUAGAACUAUUUUUAUACGGUCAAAUACUUCACAGAUUCUGUGCUUAGAAAUAAACUCCCGGGAAAAUGGUGGGCACCCACUCACUAUCUGCAAAUGACUGCAAACUCAGAUAAUAAAUAGAAAUAAAGCAGUGCUGCUGUUUUAUGAAGGUAGUAUUUCUUAGACUUUAGACUGCCAGUAUGAGUUUUACACAGAAUGAGGCAUACAUUAACAAUAUGUAAAUGUUUUGUAAUGUAGCCAUUAUAAGAUGAUUUAUUCAUUAUGCCAAAUACAAUAUGUGAAAUAUGUUACAUGUUUAUUAUUUGCAUAACCAGUUGUUAUAGUGAUAUGAUUGACCUUUAAAAUUCAUAUAAUACUUAAUGACUGAGUAGCAGUUUGUAAUCUGGCUCAAGGUUUAUUAUGCCUUAAUUAAAUUACCAAGUUACUAUGAAUCAGGCCAGGACACUUAUCAAAAUAAAGUGGGAAAGAAACUGUGUGUGGAGGCAAUGCUUUUUGUCCUAUGAAAUAUUGUAAUAAAUAAACUAAGAUGAUAUUGCUUGAAAAGUCAUUCAUUUAUCUAUAAAAACUACAAAAGAAAGGAAACUUGCUGCUUGUUACUUAACUGCAUGCUGUGACCUAAAUCACCAAAUCAUUACU
Messenger RNA from Xiphias gladius (swordfish), 3682 nucleotides. RefSeq names its product collectin sub-family member 12 (gene colec12). NCBI's taxonomy places the organism in Eukaryota, Metazoa, Chordata, Actinopteri, Istiophoriformes, Xiphiidae. Bases 285 to 2576 code for a protein of 763 amino acids. The transcript is spliced from 10 exons. The record is from RefSeq and is a predicted model, not a curated record.